CCGUCUCUUGUGCAUGAUGUAGAAGAAAUUUGAUCUACUACGUGUUUAUGAUGCCAACUGGUGGUUUGUGCUUGUUAAGCCCGGAUUAUUUCUGUUAACGACGUGACGAACUGAACGCUGUGACGCUGUUUUGUUUACCGACUCUUACUUUUCCUUAUCCUUAUCCUUUUCCUCCACCACGCCAUCAACACAAGCGCCAAACCUCCCCCUCUCAACCACGCACCUCUGUCAAACUUCAAAAUGGCCACUCCUCCUAUUCCCUUCAACCGCCUCAAGCAGAUUGCUACCGAUGCUUGCAACAGCGCCAUCGGCAGUGCCGAGUUCUACGAUCAUGCAAAGACUGAGCAAUGGAACUCGACCAUCAUCAGCUCCGUGCUGAAGGCCGUCAUUUCCGAGUCGACUCCCCAGGGCGCCUCUGCUCCCUCUUUCAAGUUCGCCUGCAACAGCACUAUCGUUCAGCACCUCGUCCCCACAUCCGCCCUUAACAAGCCCCGUGGAGGCACCGAGACCCAGGCUGAGGAGCCUCACAUUUCCACCAGCUCCGAGGCCACUGCCACCGAUGGCAAGCCCCACGUCGGCCGACGAGGAAUGCACAGCGCGACCGGUGCGUACUGGGAUGAGAAGAAGGACGGCAUGUGGACCUUCAAGUACGAUGGCGGCGAGGGCAAGGGCCUGGACGUUGUUGUCAUGCUCAUCUGGAUCGCCAUCUGAGCUUCAGACGCGGCAACUGAGCAGUCUGGAAACGCCAUCUGCUCCAAAACUACGCGCAUUUCCCUCGGGGCGGUGGAUGGCACUCUGAUCCAGCAAUGGCGUUGAGGAACCUGGGAAGCGUGACAUUGGGAAUACAACGGGUACGAUCGAGCUUCCGGCUAAGCCAUCUGCCACCGACUUUGGUGUUCUUGCAGGCCUUGGAUGUACAAAUGUGCUGGAAUUGAUAAUACGAACCAGGUAGCUGGCUUCUGCCAGUCUUCUCUGGACGGUGUAGUGGACUACCUGAGAUUGAUACCGGAAGGACAUAACUGGCGGAAUAAUAAAAUGUCUCUACCCUUGA
Molecule: messenger RNA, 1051 nt
Organism: Fusarium vanettenii 77-13-4
Lineage: Eukaryota; Fungi; Ascomycota; Sordariomycetes; Hypocreales; Nectriaceae
Exons: 4
Coding region: 241-711 (156 amino acids)
Biological process (GO): microtubule-based movement
Cellular component (GO): cytoplasm; cytoplasmic dynein complex
Molecular function (GO): dynein intermediate chain binding
Source: RefSeq, a predicted model, not a curated record